CGGUGGCCACAGGCUUGCUUAAGGAAGCGCUGCCCCUGCUGCCGCCGCCACGGCCGCCGGGAGCUAGGAGUGAACCCCUGCGGGGGAGGAGGUUCCCCCUCGCGAUCGUGGGGACAGCCAGUCCUGUGAAACGAGGAGGCGGUUCCGGAGGCCCAGAAACGCCCAGGGAGAACUGGAGCCGGGGGAAGAGGGGACAUGAGCGGCCAGCUGAGUGCAGCCCCAGGCCGCUAGGGGCGGACCCAGCAGUCCCUCAGCUCUCCUCGGAACCAUGGAAUCUGAGAGAAUGGAGCCGAGUACCUGUAGGACCAGCGAAUCAGAGGAAGACUAUGUUGAGGAAAAGGAAUCUGAGAAAUGUGUUAAAGAGGAAGCUACCAUCCCCUCUAACUCUUCACAGCAGGCUCUCUUAAAAGCUGACUAUAAGGCAUUAAAAAAUGGGGUUCCCUCACCCAUUAUAGCCACAAAAAUUCCGAAGAAAGUCAUAGCCCCAGUUGACACAGGCGACUUAGAAGCUGGGAGGAGGAAGAGAAGGCGGAAACGCAGAUCCCUGGCCAUCAACCUGACCAACUGCAAGUAUGAGAGUGUGCGUCGGGCAGCCCAAAUGUGUGGCCUGAAGGAGGUGGGGGAGGAUGAAGAGUGGACUCUGUACUGGACAGACUGCUCUGUCUCGCUGGAACGAGUCAUGGACAUGAAGAGGUUUCAGAAAAUCAACCACUUCCCUGGCAUGACAGAAAUCUGCCGCAAAGAUCUGCUGGCUCGGAACCUCAACCGCAUGCACAAACUCUAUCCCUCUGAAUACAACAUCUUCCCCCGCACCUGGUGCCUCCCCGCAGACUAUGGGGACUUCCAGUCCUAUGGUCGUCAGCGAAAAGCCCGCACGUAUAUCUGCAAGCCAGACAGUGGCUGUCAGGGACGUGGCAUCUUCAUUACCCGAAAUCCCCGGGAGAUCAAGCCAGGAGAGCAUAUGAUCUGCCAGCAAUACAUCUCCAAGCCCUUCCUCAUUGAUGGCUUCAAAUUUGAUAUGCGAAUCUACGUCCUGAUCACAUCCUGUGACCCUCUCCGGAUCUUCAUGUAUGAGGAGGGCCUGGCCCGUUUUGCCACCACGCCCUAUGUGGAGCCCAGCCAUAACAACCUGGACAAUGUCUGCAUGCACCUGACCAACUAUGCUAUCAACAAACACAAUGAGAAUUUUGUCCGGGAUGGUGCUUUGGGCAGUAAGAGGAAGCUGUCGACACUCAACAUCUGGCUGCAAGAGCACAGCUACAACCCUGGAGAGCUGUGGGGGGACAUCGAGGACAUCAUCAUCAAAACCAUCAUCUCAGCCCAUUCUGUUCUACGCCACAACUACCGAACCUGUUUUCCCCAGUAUCUGAAUGGAGGUACAUGUGCCUGUUUUGAGAUCCUUGGUUUUGACAUCUUGCUGGACCACAAGUUGAAGCCCUGGCUGCUAGAGGUAAACCAUUCUCCAAGCUUUACCACUGACUCAGGCCUUGAUCAAGAGGUAAAGGAUGCACUUCUCUGUGAUGCUAUAACCCUUGUCAACCUCCGGGGCUGUGACAAAAGGAAGGUGAUGGAGGAGGAUAAGCGGCGAAUCAAGGAACGGCUUUUCCAGUGCUACCAACAGCCACGAGAAUCGAGGAAAGAAAAAACUGAGUCAUCCCAUGUGGCAAUGCUGGACCAGGAACGAUAUGAGGAUUCUCACCUGGGAAAAUACCGGCGGAUCUACCCUGGGCCUGACACAGAGAAGUAUGCCCGCUUCUUCAAGCACAAUGGCUCCCUCUUCCAGGAGACUGCUGCUUCCAAGGCCAGAGAGGAGUGUGCCAGGCAGCAACUGGAGGAGAUCCGCCUUAAGCAGGAACAGCAGGAGACCUUGGGCAGUAAGAGGCAAAAGGCCAAGGACCAGAACCAGGGUGAAUCAGCUGGGGAGAAAAGCCAACCCAGGGCAGGGCUCCGGAGCCAUUCCACUCGCUUGGCUUACAGGAACCACAGCUGGGAGAAAGAGCUGCUGCCAGGACAGCUGGACACCAUGAGGCCUCAACAAAUUGUGGAAGAGGAGGAGCUGGAGCGGAUGAAGGCCCUGCUACAAAGGGAGACUCUCAUCCGAAGCUUGGGUAUUGUAGAGCAGCUCACCCGUCUGCAGCACCCUGGCCCCCAGGGCCAGAAAAAACUUCAUGAGAGUCGGCCCAAGAACUUCACCUGGACAGGAGAGCCGGCAGCCAUCAACUCCUGUUCAUUGUCAAUGAAGAAGGCUGGGAGGCGCUAUUUUUCCAGUGCCAGAAUCAGGCUGACUAGCCAAGGACAAGCCAGCAGAAGGCUAGAAGCCAUAAACCGAGUCCUGGCAGGAUCAGUGCCACCCACUUUAACCCCAAAGCAGGGCUAUCUUCUGCAACCGGAAAGAGUGGCAUCUGACUCAUGGACUGAAUGCACCUUGCCCUCCAUGGUAAACUCUGAACACAGAACAGCCAAGGUUUCCCUCUGCCCUGCCUCUGCACCCGUGCUGCAGCGUUCCAGAGCACUCCUCAACAUCAAUCAGUUCAGGUGCGGCCCGGGGCUGGAGGUCAUCCAGGAGACAAAGAGCCCCUUUCCCAGAGGAGCCGAGUGCCCAAGGCACUGGGCUGUCGCCGUCAGAAGACUGCCGAGCGGAAGCCCUGCCCACCAAGGUGGCGGAGACAGGCAGGCCUGGGGAGCCGCUGGGGCGGAGGGACGGCUCUUGGAAACUGAAUCCGUACUUUAAUUAAAAUUUAUACAGUUUUC
This is a messenger RNA of Macaca mulatta (Rhesus monkey), 2751 nucleotides long. The record is from RefSeq and is a predicted model, not a curated record. NCBI's taxonomy places the organism in Eukaryota, Metazoa, Chordata, Mammalia, Primates, Cercopithecidae.